ACACGUGCGGACCAAACUUGUCCCAAUAUUUCGUACGAAAUAUUUUUCUCGGGAGAAAAGAGAACGAAAAGAAUGGGCGAAGCUUCGGAGACGACGAUGCAGCAGCAGAAGAAGAAGAAGAAGGGACGCCCAUCUCUCUUGGAUCUCCAAAAACGCUCUCUCAAACAACAACAGCAGCAACAAGACCCUAACUCUUUCAAUUUAAUCUCUAUUCCUACCCGUCGCUCCAUUCGACGGAACCCUUUCCCUGACCAGCCGGAGUGCUUUUCCGGCGAAGACGACGAACGCAAAGAGAAGAAGCUCAAGCUCCUAAAUGGUCUCGACCCCCAUCCGUAUUACCCGACAUUGUCGCCCAAUUCCUCGACAUUUGACUUAAAUCCGGACGGAUCUUAUUCGAAUGCGAAUAUCGAGGAUACUGAGGCGGCCCUCAAGAGGCGCAAGAUCAGUGUCUUCAAUCACGGGUCUGACGCAGUGGAUGAAAAGGUUUCGAAAGCGACAGACACCCUACACGGGUCGCAGGUGGACUCCGGUCCCACGACACCCUUGCCAGACAAAAAGUUGUUGGUGUUCAUCCUUGACAGGCUUCAAAAAAAGGACACUCGUGGGGUAUUCUCGGAGCCCGUGGACCCGGAACAGCUUCCUGAUUACCAUGACAUCAUUGAGAAUCCAAUGGAUUUUGAAACCGUGAGGAAGAAACUAGAUGGGGGAGCUUAUGCCAACUUGGAACAGUUUGAGAAAGAUGUGUUUCUUAUAUGUAAAAAUGCAAUGCAGUACAAUGCACCAGAUACCAUUUUUUUUAGACAGGCACGGUCUAUGCAAGAGUUGGCAAAAAAGGACUUCGAAAACUUGAGGCAGGAUAGUGAUGAUAAUGAGCCACAGCCCAAAGUUGUGCAGAGAGGCAGGCCUCCAGGCAAGAACCUGAGGAAGUCCCCUGGCAGCUCUCCUUCUGAGCAUGUUUGUCCUGGGCCGGCCUUGGAUGCAACUCUUGUUUCUGGAGGAGGUAAUGCAAGGGGUUCCGGUGCUUACAAUCUAGGAAAAGGACUUACUCCACCUGCUCAAUUGGUCAGGACUUCCCAUUGGCCUAAAAACAGUGAAACUUGUACUAGUUGGUGGUCUGAGUGGGAGAAUGAAUUUCCAGCUUCUGUUUUGAAGUAUGUUUUGAAGUACGGGAAGAAGCAAUUUGCUCUGGAUGUGAAUAGGCGUGACACCUAUAAGCAUGCCUUGGACUCUUGCCGUGGGCCAUCUGUCUGGGCUGCACUGGAUGGGGAAUUGAAGCAACUAGUGGAGGCAAGUCUGCACUUGGAGCAUGGUUAUGCGAGAAGCCUAGCUCAAUUUGCUGCUGACCUUGGGCCCGUAGUUUGGAAGGUUGCUUCAAAGAAAAUUGAUAGAUUUUUGCCAAGGGGACUCGAAUUUGGUCCUGGAUGGACCGGAGAAAAUGAGGCGUUAAUGCAGGAGCAAUCUUUAUUUACUGAGGUGAGAUCUUUUGAGAGCUCAAUACCGGAUGAUUGUAAAAGCAAGCUUCUAUAUCACAGGAUAUCCGAAUCAAACACUGGUUAUACAAAUGGAUUCUUGUUGCAAGGUCAAGAAGACCUCAAAAGAAUAGGAUUGGAUUCUUAAUGUGAGUUGACUUCCCUAAACAUAUUGGUGGAAUGAAACCCAUGCCUCCUCGGAAUAAGCAGAAAUGCAUAGUCUGCUCUGAUAUGUAUGGUUUAAAUGGUGGUUUUGGGUCGGAUUGAUUUUUUAAAGUCACAUAUCAGGACGGUAAGACUUGCCCGAUUAACUGAAUUGUCAGGUUCCGAUAAUAUGUCAUGUCUUCUAAGAUGUUUGA
Molecule: messenger RNA, 1828 nt
Organism: Juglans microcarpa x Juglans regia
Lineage: Eukaryota; Viridiplantae; Streptophyta; Magnoliopsida; Fagales; Juglandaceae
Exons: 9
Coding region: 73-1617 (514 amino acids)
Molecular function (GO): protein binding
Source: RefSeq, a predicted model, not a curated record